AUGACACGACCACCAUCAACAGUUUGCAAGCUGCUUGAGCCAAGUGGGCACUGCAGGCGGCGUGCUGGCUGGCUCACAGCACCCUCCUCUACGUGUGUGACCACUGAUCGCAGCACGAACACAGCAGACACCACCACGCUUGGUGAGCUGCUACACGGCAGAUGCAAGUGGAUCAGCGGCGUGGCUGCGGACAAUAGCUACGGCAUUCCAUGCAACUCGCCAUCCAUCCUCAUCGUCGAUCCAGCCGCAAGUGCGGCGGACACAACCAUGCUUGAAUUCCACCACUGUGACGGCCUCGAUGUGUCCAUCCCACUCUUCUCCAUGGUGACAUUCAUUCAUUCACACCGGAGCAGCGACGCGGCACCAAGUGUGCUCGCUCUUGAUGCCAUGCGCAACCACCUCCCCAAGCUGCACAAUGGCAGGGACAUUGUGUUGGUGUGCGCAUGCCGGUGGUUUGCCGAAGAGCGCAUGGGCCGUGAGGGGAAGGUUGGAUAUGACCCCUCAUGUAAGCAGGCAGAGGAAGAGUUCAACAAGUACACGUACACGGCGCUGGCGCUGGAGACCAAGUUUGGGCUCAUCAUCAUGGCUGCGGGUGCCAUCCCCGUCAUUGUUGUCGAUCACUACGUGCUGCCCUACCAGGACCUGCUGGACUGGGAGACGUUCAGCAUCCGCAUUCCCGAGCACAGGCUCCUCGAGCUUCCAAGGAUCCUGCGGUCGAUCCCUGAUGAGGUGGUGGAGAUGAUGCAGAGACGCGUUGUGUUUGUGUUUGAGGAGUUCUUCAAGUCCCUCUCCACCCAAGUGCACACAGCACUGGAGUCUGCCAGGAUUAACUUGUUCAGCGGCGACAACGCGUGGCAGAGGGCCUUGAACCAGCAGCUGUCACCCCCACCCCCUCCCUCCACCAACCACCACUGCUCUGGUGGGAUGAACAGACGGGCGCUGCCAUGCAAUGACCAUCCAGCCACCCUUCCAUCACAACAACAACAACAGCAGCAGCAGCCAACACACCCUCCACCGCCGAUGCAGCAGCAGCAGAGGAUGCACCACCACCAUCACUUGCAGCUGAACACAUUCCCCAGCCAACCAAACCAACCAACCAACCAACCCAUCGCCCGCCGCUGCUGGCAGAAGCUGGCUGUUUACAGCUGGGAACAGGUGGCGACAGCACAAGUUGCAUUUUCGGCGGGAAGCAGCAGCAGCAGGUGA
This is a messenger RNA of Salpingoeca rosetta, 1206 nucleotides long. RefSeq lists its product as uncharacterized. Gene Ontology annotation, molecular function: glycosyltransferase activity. The record is from RefSeq and is a predicted model, not a curated record. The coding region runs from base 1 to 1206 and encodes 401 amino acids. The transcript is spliced from 10 exons. NCBI's taxonomy places the organism in Eukaryota, Choanoflagellata, Craspedida, Salpingoecidae.